Messenger RNA from Pezoporus occidentalis (night parrot), 4293 nucleotides. RefSeq names its product RAD50 double strand break repair protein (gene RAD50). NCBI's taxonomy places the organism in Eukaryota, Metazoa, Chordata, Aves, Psittaciformes, Psittacidae. Gene Ontology annotation, biological process: chromosome organization involved in meiotic cell cycle; telomere maintenance via telomerase; telomere maintenance via recombination. The coding region runs from base 102 to 4040 and encodes 1312 amino acids. The transcript has 26 exons. The record is from RefSeq and is a predicted model, not a curated record. Gene Ontology annotation, cellular component: condensed nuclear chromosome; nucleus; Mre11 complex. Gene Ontology annotation, molecular function: G-quadruplex DNA binding; single-stranded telomeric DNA binding; ATP hydrolysis activity.
CGGAGCGGCGGCGGCCGCGGUGGCUGCUGGGGAGCGCGGGAGGACGGCGGGGAGCGGAGGCUUUCUAACGUUCACCCUGGAGGAGGGGAAGCGCCGUAGAAAUGUCACGGAUUGAGAAAAUGAGUAUCCUCGGAGUGAGGAGUUUUGGUGUGGAGGAUAAGGACAAACAAAUUAUCAGCUUUUUUAAUCCGUUAACUAUUUUAGUGGGACCGAAUGGUGCAGGGAAAACGACUAUCAUUGAAUGUCUUAAAUACAUAUCCACCGGAGAUUUUCCUCCUGGCACCAAAGGGAACUCAUUUGUUCACGAUCCAAAGGUUGCCAAUGAAACAGAUGUUCGAGCUCAGAUUCGACUGCAGUUUCGAGAUGUCAAUGGAGAGCUCGUAGCUGUGCAGCGAUCCAUGGUUUGCUCCCAGAAAGCCAAGAAACCAGAAUUUAAAACCCUUGAAUCUGUCAUUACUAGAACAAAGCACGGGGAGAAGGUCAGCCUGAGCUCCAAGUGUGCUGAAAUCGAUCGAGAGAUGAUCAGCGCCCUUGGUGUCUCCAAAUCAGUGAUCAACAAUGUCAUUUUCUGCCACCAAGAAGAAUCCAACUGGCCCCUAAGUGAAGGGAAGGCCCUGAAGCAGAAGUUUGAUGAGAUCUUCUCAGCAACAAGGUAUAUUAAAGCACUCGAAACUCUCCGUCAGGUCCGGCAGAAACAAGGCUUGAAAGUAAAGGAGUGCCAGACAGAGCUGAAAUACCUGAAACAGAAUAAAGAGAAAGCACAGGAAAUCCAGGAUCAUCUGAGCAACAGAGAGGCUCAGCUGGCUGCUUCCAAGGAGAAUGUAAAAGCAAUUGAGAGUCAGCUUGAUCCUCUCAAGAGUUCUCUGGCAAGAGUCGAGCAGAAUCUCACCAAGGUCAUGAGGAUAGACAACGACGUCAAGGCCCUGGAGAGCAGGAGGCGGCAGAUGGAGAAGGAUAAUCAGGAUUUGCAACAGAAGAUGGAGAAGGUGUUUCAAGGAACAGAUGAACAACUAAGGGAUAGGUACCAGAGCCACCAGAAAACAGUGAAGGAGAAGGAGAAGAGAUUAUUAGACUGUAAGCGGGAAUUGGAUCGAGCCACUAAAGAAUGCCAGAGGUUUAACAGUGAGAAAUCGGAGCUCCUUAUUGAACGAGGUCGUCUUCAGCUGGAAGCAGAUCGUCACCAAGAACACAUCUCCACGAGGGAUUCAUUAAUUCAGUCCUUGGCAGCACAGCUGGAAUUAGAUGGUUUUGAGCAGAAACCUUUUAAUGAAUGGCACAUUACCAGUUUUCACACCUUGUUGAAGGAGAGGCAGCGAAGAGAUACAGAAGCUGCACAGCAUUUGAUGAGGGAAUUUACACGAAAAGAAGCAAUGAAACAGAAGGAGAUAGAUGAAAAAAGAGACCAGAAAACUGGAUUAGAAAAAACCAUUGACCUGAAAUCAGGCAUUAAAGAUAAGAAACAAGUUGAGCUGGAGAGUGUGAUACACGAAUUGCAGCAGUUGGAGGGGUUUUCAGACAGAAUUCUGGAGCUGGAGCAGGAGAUUGCCAGGACAGAAAAGGAGCUGGAGAAGACUGAGGGCAGCAGCAAUGUGGAGAAACUGGAACUGGAAGUAAGGACUCUGCAGAAUGAGAAAAUAAACCUGGACAAAGCUCUUAGGAAGCUGGAUCAAGAGAUGGAGCAAUUGAAUCUACAUACCACAACUAUUACCCAAAUGGAGAUGCUGAAGAAAGACAAGGCAGACAAAGAAGAGCAGAUCAGAAAAGUAAAAGCAAGACAUUCUGAGGAGCUGACAUCACUGCUGGGAUACUUUCCAAAUAAAAACCAGCUUGAAGACUGGCUUCAUAGUAAAAAUAGGAAGAUUAAUCAGACGAGGGAUAAUCUUGCCAGCCUUCACAAGCGACUGGCGUCAGUAGAGUAUCAGAAAACCCACAUCAGCAGUGAGCUGCGAAACAAAGAAGAGCAGUUGUCCCUUCAUCAAGAGAAACUCUCUGAUGUGUGUGGAAGCCAAGACUUCGACAGUGAUCUGAACAAGCUUCAGGAUGAAAUUGAGAAGAGCUCAAAACAGCGAGCCGUGCUUGCGGGAGCCACUGCUGUUUAUUCCCAGUUCAUCACGCAGCUGACGGAGGAGAAGCAGCCGUGUUGUCCGGUUUGCCAGAGGGGGUUUGAAACAGAGGCCGAGCUGCAAGAUGUCAUCAGUGAUCUGCAGUCUAAGCUGCGUCUUGCUCCAGACAAACUGAAGUCAACAGAGUCCGAGCUUAAAAGGAAAGAGAAGAAACGCGAUGAAAUGAUGAGUCUGAAACCACUGAGGCAAACUGUGGUUGAACUCCAAGCGAGGGACAUACCGGACCUGAGGAACAAGAUACAGAAUGCAAACAGGGAUUUGACAGGCCUGAAGGGUGAGAUAGAAGAGCAGGAAUCACUCUUGCAGACAGCUUUAUCUGAGGAGGAAGGUGCCAAGGCACGUUUGCAGGAUAUAACUCUAAUGGAAAGGUACCAGACUGAUAUUAGGGAUGUUGAACGUAAAAUUGCUCAGCAGGAGGCUAAGCUGCUUGGGGUUGAUUUAAGUAGGACUGUUCUGCAAGUAAGCCAAGAAAAACAAGAGAAAAAGCACUUGUGGGAUACAGUCACUGGUAAAAUUGAGUUAAACCAGAAACUGAAGCAAGACCAACAAAAUCAGAUCCAGCAGCUGAAGAGCACCGUUAAUGAGCUUAAAGCAGAAAAGCUUCAGCUCUCCAGCAACAUGCAGCGUCGUCACCAGCUGCAGGAGCAAACAGUGGAGUUAAGCACUGAGGUUCAGGCCUUAUGCAGAGAGAUCAAGGAAGCAAAAGAACAGGUAUUUCCCUUGGAUGCCACUUUAGAAAAGCUGCAGCAGGAGAAGGAGGAUCUAGUGAAUAAAAGGACUACAAGUAAUAAAGAAACACAGGAUAAGAUGAAUGGCAUUAAUGAGAAAGUUAAAGAUAUCAACAAGUACGUGAAAGAAAUAGAAAACUAUAUUCAAAAAGGAAGAGAUGACUAUAAAAAGCAAAAGGAGUCUGAACUUAGUGAAGUGAAUUCUCAGUUAGCUGACUGGGAGAAACAGAAGGAAAAGAUAAGUAAAGAGAUGGAAACGAUUCGACAGGAUAUUGACACUCAAAAGAUACAGGAAAGGUGGCUGCAGGAUAAUCUUACUUUGAGGAAGAGGAAUGAAGAGCUCAAAGAUGUUGAAGACAAUAUAAAGCAACUUGUGAGGGAGAUGGGAGAAAUGAAAGUCCCGGAAAUGAAAAAUGAACAGAAACAUCUAGAGGAGAAAAUCGAAUCUCUGAAAAGAAACCAUCAUGUUGCCCUUGGUCGGCAGCAUGGAUUUGAGGAGGAGAUUGUCCGGUUUAAAAAGGAACUUCGAGAGCCACAAUUCAAAGAUGCAGAGGGAAAAUACAGGGACAUGAUGAUUGUCAUGAGAACAACAGAGCUAGUGAACAAAGACCUGGACCUUUAUUACAAGGCUCUUGAUAAAGCAAUAAUGACAUUUCAUAACAUGAAGAUGGAAGAAAUCAACAAAAUAAUCCGUGAACUUUGGCGAAGCACCUACAGAGGACAAGAUAUUGAGUACAUAGAAAUUCGUUCUGAUGCCGAUGAGAAUGUCUCAGCCUCUGAUAAAAGAAGAAAUUACAAUUACAGAGUGGUAAUGGUAAAGGGAGGUACAGCACUGGAUAUGCGAGGAAGAUGUAGUGCUGGGCAGAAGGUGCUUGCUUCUCUCAUUAUCCGUCUUGCUCUGGCAGAAACAUUCUGCCUCAACUGCGGCAUACUGGCACUUGAUGAGCCUACUACCAACCUUGAUCGAGAAAACAUCGAGUCUCUUGCCCAUGCCCUCACGCAGAUAAUAAAAAGCCGCUCCCAACAGCGUAACUUUCAGCUUCUGGUGAUAACUCACGAUGAGGAUUUUGUGGAGCUUCUGGUCCGUUCGGAAUACGUGGAAGCUUUCUACAGGAUAAGGAAGACCGUGGACCAGUGCUCUGAGAUCAUAAAAUGCAGCGCCACCUCACUGGGCUCGUACGUUCAUUAGGAAUUUAAGUAAUUACAUGUUACAGACUGGCUUGGCUGCCUGACUCUGUAAGGGGUCAUAUGAAGGCGCCUGAAAAUACAGUUCUUUCGUAUUGUGUUACUGAGGGUUUGUAACAAUUUCAGUUAAAACCUAAAAAACUAUUGAAUUUCUAAGCUUUUGCAUAAAUCUGUGUCUGGGUUUUAAGGAUCACCGUAACCUGGACCCAUUAAGCACCACGGACAGAGGCAGCCCCAGCACCCAUCUCUGCUGAGCC